CUAAAACACUUUACCCUUUCAUCAUUUUAUUUUUUGUCACAUAUUCUCUAGGCCAUACUCUUUUUUCAUAUUAGGAUUAUAAUUUUUAUCUAUCAAUAACAUCAUAUGAUUAUAUUGAAAGAUUGUUUAGGGUUUUAUGCUAUAUAAUAUAAAAAAUAAUUUUUAUUAAAUAUAGCAUAUAUUGAAAAAUUAUGUUUAAAAUAGUGAUUAAAAUGAUUUAUAAAUCAUAAUAAUACCUUAAGGGGCAAGUAGCUCUGCAACUUUAGGUGGGUGUUUGAAACGUAAAUUAUUUUUAUAAUUCUAUUUUUAAUAAAUAUAUAUAUUUUUUUAAAGCAGAGAGAGAUUAAAUAAAAAGACAUUAUAGAGGUCAUGCCAUGCCGUAAAAAUGAAAAGUUUACGGUCAAAAUAUAAAGACAGAAAAUACAAUUUCCGUCCGACCUUCAAUAGGGAGCUGAUGUCAUCGCCGGCGGAUACACGGCCUGCAUUUCUUCACCUCGUUCUCUACGUUCCACUGAAAUCGCCCCGCGUCGCCUCCGGCGUAACUUAGCAUCCGCCGCCGCCGCCGCCGCCACCACUACCACCACAAACCCUUUAUAUUUAAAUAUUAGGACUAUGGAGAACCAGAGGGCGCCCAGCGCACCCCGGUCCCUCCGGCCCCGCCACGGCGGCGGCAGCGGGGGAGGUGGCCGGGAAGAUUGCUGGAGCGAUGUCGCCACCGAAACCCUGAUCGAAGCAUGGGGGGACCGUUAUGUGAAGUUCAACCGAGGGAACCUUCGGCAAAAAGACUGGAAGGAAAUCGCCGGCGCAGUCAACAGCCGUCACGGCGGCGCGAUUCGCCGGAAAACUGACGUCCAGUGCAAGAACCGUAUCGACACCUUAAAGAAGAAGUACAAGCUCGAGAAAGCGAAGCCCACGCCGUCAAAGUGGCCGUUUUAUUACCGUCUUAACUCUCUCAUCGGCACUAACGCCCUCACUCUCACAGUUAGGGCUUCCAACCAAAAACCAAACCCUAACCCUAACCCUAAGACCUUAGUUCAUUCAAGGGCGUAUCGGUCAAAGUCGAAAUUGAACUCAGGUGGAUCCAUCGAGGGCUCAUUUAGUGGUGAUGAAGAUGAUGAAUUAGGGUUUGAUGGUAGUUUGAGGAAGCUUCCCAUGGAUUCCGCUGAUUUUUCCGGUGAGGCGGCCUGCCGGGAGUUGGCGAGAUCCAUUCUCAAGUUUGGAGAAAUAUACGAGAGAAUUGAGAGCUCCAAGCAGCAGCAGAUAAUGGAGUUGGAAAAGCAAAGGAUGGAGUUAACAAAGGAUGUUGAGCUCCAAAGGAUGAACAUGUAUAUGGAAGCUCAACUUGAGCUCCAGAGAAUGAAGCGCACUGCAGGGAAGAAGCCAUAGUCAGAUGGCAUGAACACCCUCAAUCUAGGGGGAGGACUGUCCAAGAAAGAUAUUUCCAUGGAGACUCUUUCAGCAUCUGAAUCACAAAAACAAACAAUCCCUGGCAAGGGUUUUACACAGAGUUGCAUAUUUGGAGCAUUUCUGGGUGUCAUUCAUUGGUUAAAUCCCUUUCUGGUGAAACCCAUAUUGUAUCUUUCACUUUCAUGUUUAUUGUAAAUGGUCAGUUGUGUCACUACAGAGAUUUCUUGCGGUUCUAUUGUUCUGAAGUGCAACUCAAUAUCUUGUAUCACUUUUUGCAUGUAAAAAAUGGAAAUUAGAACCCUUGAUGCUGUAA
This is a messenger RNA of Vitis vinifera (wine grape), 1720 nucleotides long. Its product is annotated as trihelix transcription factor ENAP2. The record is from RefSeq and is a predicted model, not a curated record. NCBI's taxonomy places the organism in Eukaryota, Viridiplantae, Streptophyta, Magnoliopsida, Vitales, Vitaceae. The coding region runs from base 613 to 1386 and encodes 257 amino acids. Gene Ontology annotation, molecular function: transcription cis-regulatory region binding. The transcript has 2 exons. Gene Ontology annotation, cellular component: nucleus.